Molecule: messenger RNA, 1921 nt
Organism: Myotis brandtii (Brandt's bat)
Lineage: Eukaryota; Metazoa; Chordata; Mammalia; Chiroptera; Vespertilionidae
Gene: SPATA32
Product: spermatogenesis associated 32
Exons: 5
Coding region: 57-1907 (616 amino acids)
Biological process (GO): spermatogenesis
Cellular component (GO): perinuclear region of cytoplasm
Molecular function (GO): actin binding
Source: RefSeq, a predicted model, not a curated record
AGCCACCAUCCCUCCCCGCCUCCCCCAGAGCCUCCCUGGUCGCCAACUCGGUCUGCAUGGGGAUGACAGGUGCCGAUGGAUUUCCCUGCUGUAGCAAGGAUUCGGUGGACAUAGUGGAAACACAGAUUGACUUAAACCAACAUGAGCUCCAGCCUGCACACGAGGAGCUCCAGCCUACACAAGAGGAGCCCCAGCCUGCACAAGAAGAGCCCCAGCCUGCACAAGAGGAGCCCCAGCCUGCACAAGAGGAGCCCCAGCCUGCACAGGAGCUCCAGCAGCCUGCACAAGAGGAGCCCCAGCCUGCACAAGAAGAGCCCCAGCCUGCACAAGAGGAGCCCCAGCCUGCACAAGAAGAGCCCCAGCCUGCACAAGAGGAGCCCCAGCCUGCACAAGAAGAGCCCCAGCCUGCACAAGAGGAGCCCCAGCCUGCACAAGAAGAGCCCCAGCCUGCACAAGAGGAGCCCCAGCCUGCACAAGAAGAGCCCCAGCCUGCACAAGAGGAGCCCCAGCCUGCACAAGAAGAGCCCCAGCCUGCACAAGAGGAGCCCCAGCCUGCACAAGAAGAGCCCCAGCCUGCACAAGAGGAGCCCCAGCCUGCACAAGAAGAGCCCCAGCCUGCACAAGAGGAGCCCCAGCCUGCACAAGAAGAGCCCCAGCCUGCACAAGAGGAGCCCCAGCCUGCACAAGAAGAGCCCCAGCCUGCACAAGAGGAGCCCCAGCCUGCACAAGAAGAGCCCCAGCCUGCACAAGAGGAGCCCCAGCCUGCACAAGAGGAGCCCCAGCCUGCACAAGAGGAGCUCCAGCCUGCACAAGAGGAGCCCCAGCCUGCACAAGAGGAAGAUGAGGAAAAGGUGGAUGAAUUGCUACACUUGAAUGUCCCACCUAAAGAGAACCUGGAACAAGACACAAAACCGGUGCAGGAGGCCAAGGUUGUGCCACUGUUGGAGUAUUGCCCGCCAUUGGAGUUUUGCCCGGCGUCCAUGCUUAAGCCUGAGGGCAAGCAGGACUCCAGCUUGAAGGUCUUCAAUGAAGACCUGGAAUCCUCCCAGCCCCUCGAGGGGGCGCUAACGCAGCAGGACACCCAACAGUGGAAUGUGAGGUCGAGCUCCAUCACAAGCCCGAGUAUCACGGACGAGGAACAAGUGGACUCCACCCAUCGCUCCAUCUUUGUGCAGACUUCCAAGCACCUCUUCUGGGCAGACAAAGAUAUCCAGGCCUCAGAAUACAGCCUGGAUUUGGAGACCGGCAUGCAGCGUGGCGAGAGCACAGAGAAGAUCGCCAGCCCCCCGAUCCAGAAGGCGGCCCCAGAGCCGGUCCCCGUAAAGCAGUUCCAGGACGAAAGCACCCAGGCAGAGCUUCCAGAACCAGGCACCCGGCAGCCGUCAGACACCCACUUGCCCUCCCCCUAUCUCACACCAGAGAUCAACUUACAAGAUCUGGUCAACUUCGCAUCCUCCCUGGCCAUCGCCUCCUCCAGCAACAGGGACCUGCCCAGUUUGGAGCACAUGAUAAAAUCUCCACCCCAGAAGGCCGCGGAGCCUUCUACGGUGCCCAUGGUGGAGAGCACCACCCCGCCUGCCAAGGAGGAGCCAGAGCAGGAAAAGCUCCCUGAGGUGCAGGAGAGGGCAUCCGAGAAGUCGCCGGAAGCCGGAGAGCCACUGGAAUCUGCCAAGCAGGAAGACAAGACCCUGCACCCUUACUUUGACUUUAGCAAGCCGGAGCCCCAGAGGACCGCCUUUAAAGGGAAAGUCAAGUUUAUCCGGGCCCCGGCCAGGUCCUCUUCACUGAAUGGAGACAGGAAAGACUCAGUGCCGGGAACCAAGAAAGAGACUCCAUUAAUGCUGAAAAUCCAUUUUAAGCUGUUGCCCACUUCUUCCCCCAGAGAAAUGACUAAACAAAACCAAUAAAGCCUCCAGUGCUG